Drosophila serrata is the source of this 4416-nucleotide messenger RNA. It is a transcript of the gene Cap-D2, whose product is annotated as CAP-D2 condensin subunit. NCBI's taxonomy places the organism in Eukaryota, Metazoa, Arthropoda, Insecta, Diptera, Drosophilidae. Gene Ontology annotation, cellular component: condensed chromosome, centromeric region; nucleus; condensin complex. Gene Ontology annotation, biological process: mitotic cell cycle; mitotic chromosome condensation; meiotic chromosome condensation. The record is from RefSeq and is a predicted model, not a curated record. Gene Ontology annotation, molecular function: histone binding.
AUCACUAGGACGCCACCGCCGAAAAAACAAAAAUCGAAAAACAAACGCUAGUGGAUAUUGAGUUAAUUUAAUUAAAAUAAGCAAACGAUGGAAGAGACUAAGGACUUCCAGUUCGUGCUGCCGCUCAACGUAACUGACCUGGUGAACAGCUGCGGCGACCAGUACUACGUGAAGGAGAUCUUCGGCAACGCCGAAAUCUCCCAAAAGCUUUUGGAAUGCAAGCGGAAAGCCCGCCUGGAUGAUCCAUUCUACAUCUUCGAACACUUCGACACCUAUUACUCUAUUGUUGAGGCCCCCGGCAACAAUGAAUCCACCAUUCGCAACCUUAUGCGGGCCUUCGACCUGCUCUACUUGACCGUGGACAACCUCGGCCAGGCCUUGCAGCCGCUGCUGACCGCCAGCGAACCGAUGAGCAACCAGCAACGCACCAGAUACCUGAAUUUGACCAAGAUGACACUCUAUCUACAGGUGAAUAUCGUACGGAAAAUCGACAAUGGCUUCCAGCAGGCACAGCGCGAUGGCCAGCUCAACGCCCAGAAGAAGCGCGGCAAGCAGGCAGAGCAAUCGCUGGAAAACUUCCCCGACUGGGACAUCAAGCGCGGUAAGUUCCUUGUGCAGCUGUUUAACGUAAUGCAGUGUCCGCUCGAGAAACUAUGGAGUCCGCCCGUCGCAGAGGAGGACUUUGUUUCAAUGGUCUGUGAUAUUUGCUAUCGAACCUUGGAGCUGCUGCCGGUGCGCAGCGACAACCGGCACGUUUUCGACACGAUCUUCCAGAUCCUGGGUACCGCCAUCAAGCGCUUCAAUCAUGCCAUGACCUUUCCGGUCCGUAUACUGCAAAUUCUGCGCGGCACCGAACAUGCAGCCGUCUCUGUGGCCAAUGGUAUCUUCCUGCUGCACGAAGAGUACGGUAUCUCAUCCGUCUUCUCGAUCCUGAUCAAGGGCAUUGCAGACGCUCUAAUGCUGGACAGUUCCGAUUCGGCGGUGUCCAAGCACUUUGCCAACUUCCUAACCGAGUUCUCGAACAUAGCGCCGUCACUGAUCAUACCGCAUUUGGCGAAGCUGGCUGAUGAUCUACUGGACUGCCAGUCGCACACGCUUCGGAACUGUGUGCUGCAAAUCAUUGGGGACACGGUGAUCAGCGAACUGACAUCGGAAGGCCUCAGCCAGGAGUUGAAAGAGGUACGUAACGAGUUCCUUGAGCAUCUGUUGUCCCAUAUUUGUGACGUAUCGGCACACGUACGCUCCAAAGUGCUUAGCAUCUGGCAUCAUUUGAAGGUGCAGCACGCCAUUCCGCUUAACUUCAUCAUCAACGUGCUAAGCGAGGCCAUCGGGCGGCUGGAGGACAAGAGCUCGCUAGUGCGGCGUGCCGCCAUGCAACUGAUCAAGUCCGCGCUGGAAAGCAAUCCCUACUCCAGCAAACUGUCUAUUGACGAGCUUCGCGCCAAGCAUGCGAAGGAAGUGGAGGCUAUGGAGAAGCUCGACGAAGUGCUUAAAGAAGAGCGCCAGCAGCAAGAGCAGUUAAACGAGGAGUGGGGCACCUUGGCACCCGAUCUGCUGCCCUUUAUCGAGGAGAAUCUUACAGAGUUUCCUGACAUGCAGUUCGACAAGGAGGAAAGUGACGAGGCCCUGCUGCAAAAGAUCGUGCCAAUGAUGCGCGAGAAGAACUACAAGGAAGUGAUUGUAUUGGUCCGCAAGGUCGACUACUUGGCAGGUAACCAGACUCUAAGCUCCCAGCUGAAGCACGAUGAGCACUGCGUGUACGUUUUGGCCCUGAUGAAAACAUAUCACCUGGUGGCCGCCGGAUUAAAGCAGAGCAACGAAGAGAUGCUACAGCAGAUCGCAACGGUGCAGUUCCUCAAGGACAGCAUUGACUUUGCGGUGUUAAUGACAUCAGCCUUCCCCAAGCUGCACGAGCUGCUCAUGUCCAAGACAAACACGGACGUGUUCGAAGCGGUGGACCUGUUCACUACGGGCUACAUGUUCGGAAUCCACGGUACUGAGUCGGGAAUGCAACGAAUGCUGCAACUUGUUUGGUCCUCGGACAAGGAAAAGCGCGAUGCCGUAUCGAAUGCAUACAAGCGAGUGCUUUUCACCACGGAUCAUACCGGGCGCGUUCACGCCAUACGGGUGGUACAGAAUUUGUCGAAAUUCCUUUCGGAAAUCGAGUACGGACACUACACGGCCAUGGAAUCGGUGAUGGCCGAGUGGAUUGCCGCUGGCGACAUCGAUGCCUCGGUCAUUCAGGUGCUCUUCGAGCGCUUCACCCUCAAACUGGAGGGAACCACCGCUGCCGAGUCGCGCCUCGCUCUGCAGCUCCUGAUCAUGGCCUCGGACUCGAAGGCCGCCAUUGCGUCUGCCAACACAGCCAUCAUCGAGGACAUUGCCGUCGGGGCGAGAGUGCGCCGGGAUCCACGCAUUUUUACCGGCUGUCUUCAGUUGCUGGUCAACUCCGUCAAAUCCAACAGCAAUGCCAAGUUCUACAAGCGACAUGACAGUGAGUCGGAAUUUGUGACAAAGAUCACCCGGCUAUUCCUGGACUUCUUUUUCCACCAGAAGCUGUCGGACUUUGACGGUCUGGCCAUGAGUGUAUUCGAAUACUUCUACAAAAUGUGCCAAGCACCGGAUGUGAUCUCGCAACAGCUGGUGAAAGCGCUGAUCAAGCGGUUCAACGAGAGUUGGCUGAUCAAUGCGGAAGAUGUGUCAGCUGUGGCCCCCUCACCGGCGGCAGUGGCGGAUAAGGAGAACGAUUUGUGCUCGCAGCCGCCGACAGAGAUACCCUGUUCGCAGACUCAGCCCUUCACGCAGACUCAGCGCAUCACACAGAGUUCAACUCUCCAGCGGGGGAAGAUGAUGAUGCCUGUUUACUUGGUCUCUCGCUUUGUGUUCUGCAUUGGGUACAUGACCAUCAAGGAGAUGAUCUUCCUGGAUAUGGACAUCUAUAACAACAUGAAGUACCGCGAGGAGCUGACGGCUCAGGAGGAGCGAAAUAAUCGAAACAAGCCGCCGCCGCCAAUGAGCAAUAGGAAGACCCUAAACGUUUCCGCUAUGGAGGUGCGCAAGCGGCUAUCCGGUGUAACGGCGGAACCGCAGCAGGAGCCGGACGAGGAUUUGGUGGGGGCCACGGCCGAGGACAACAUUGCCGAGGAAAUUCACAGCAUUGGCGAGGACAUGCUACUGUACAACCCCAAGGCCCUGCUCACCAAGCUGUCCCGAUUCGUCAAGACCAUCUGCCAAAGACCCGGAGAGUUCCGUGACGCCAAGCUACAGCAAGCAGCAACCUUGACGCUCGCCCGCCUAAUGACCGUUUCGUCACGCUUCUGCGAGACCAACAUGAGCUUCUUGAUGAACAUCCUCAGCUUGACCAAGAACAUCCGCAUCAAGUGUAACACGGUGGUGGGCCUGUCGGAUCUCACCUUCCGCUUCCCGAACAUCAUCGAGCCUUGGACGGGACACUUUUACGCACAGCUGCAUGAAUCAAACACUGAGCUCCGGCUAACAGCCGUUAAGAUGCUGUCCCAUCUCAUUCUCAACGAGAUGAUACGCGUCAAGGGUCAGAUCGCAGACAUGGCGCUCUGCAUUGUGGACGAGAACGAGGAGAUUCGCAACAUCACAAAGCAAUUCUUCAAGGAGAUCGCCAACAAGUCCAACAUUCUGUACAACGUCCUGCCGGACAUUAUCUCGCGGUUGGGCGACAUUAACCUGAACCUGGACGAGGAUAAAUACCGUACGACCAUGUCCUAUAUUCUGGGUCUUAUCCAGAAGGACCGCCAAAUCGAAACUCUCGUUGAGAAACUAUGCCUGCGCUUCCCGGUGACGCGCGUUGAGCGCCAAUGGCGCGAUAUUGCCUACUGCCUCAGCCUGCUCAGCUACAAUGAGCGGUCGGUAAACAAGCUUAUUGAUAACUUGCAGCACUUCAAGGACAAGGUGCAGGUGGAUGAGGUCUAUCAGUCCUUUAAGCUCAUCAUCAGCAACACUAACAAACUAGCCAAACCGGAGCUCAAGGCUGUUGUAACCGAGUUUGAGAAUCGACUCAACGAGUGCUUGCAGGUCAACCCGAAUCCAAAUCCAUCGGCGGAGGCCAGUACCUCGGAGGCUGAGUCUCAAAGAGCACGCGGGCCCAAGUCGAAGAAGGGUCGAAAGCCGGCAGCUACCAAGAAGCCACCACCAUCAAGGAGACGCGGGCGACGCCAACAGGAUACAAGCUCUGAUGAGUCUUCAAGCAGCGACUAUUAGUCUCUUUUUUCACUAUUUACAAACCUUUUAUAUUUAAUAUUAAGCUUAAAUGUAAAAAGGAAAUCUAUUCUCUAAUUCAUGGGUAACUCUAAAAUGCUUUUGUAAAGCAAAUGAAAGUGUAAUCAAUUGUAAUCUCCGUAGGUUUUACAUAUUUAUACAUAAAAUGCAAUUAAUUACAAUUAA